This is a messenger RNA of Exophiala spinifera, 1767 nucleotides long. RefSeq lists its product as uncharacterized. The coding region runs from base 1 to 1767 and encodes 588 amino acids. The transcript has a single exon. NCBI's taxonomy places the organism in Eukaryota, Fungi, Ascomycota, Eurotiomycetes, Chaetothyriales, Herpotrichiellaceae. The record is from RefSeq and is a predicted model, not a curated record.
AUGCAUGCUCUUUCGGUAUUCAUUCUGCUGUUGAUCAGCACUGCAGAGGUCCGGACCUCGCCCCUCGGAUGGCAUGAGCAUGGGCAUGGCCACGGCCACCGGUACGGACCCCAUCAUAGCCAGCGAGUUGACAAAGAUGCGAAUUACUUCGGUUUCAAUGAGACUCAUCUCCCUGCCGGUUGUCAUCAAGUCUGCGGUCGGCCAAUUGAGUGCGAGUUGGACGAUGGUACGUGGUUGACGUUCUCGGCACCUCAGCCAAUGCAUUUUCCCUCUGCGUCGGCAUCUGCUACGAUCUCUGGUUCGCUCCCUCCAACCUCGGCGGUGCCGACGCAGUGGACGUCCGGCGAGCUCGAAGGUUCCAGCACGCCUGGGAUGGUGGUCUCGACAACACCAGAGCCUGCAUCAUCGCCUGCCCCUACGUCCGAAGCCCAGGAUACGUGGGCCCCGCCCCAGUCGACAACCCAAGGGCCCAAUUCUGCAUAUGUGUCUUCAUCCACGUCCAGUGCGGGCCUGCCAAUAUCUGACACACCAACCUCGGAAGUCUCGCCCAUAGAUGGACAGACCACAUCGACUGUGGGUGAGAGUCCAGACACUGAAGUUUCUGCCACUUGGCCUUCAACCGCGACCGGGCCACCAACAUCUGCCUCCUCCCAGACCACGGCUUCAACUGGGUCAGUGGCCGCAUCGUCUCUGUCGCAGGCAUCAACAUCCGUGAGCUCUAGCACCGUAUCCACCGGCCAAUUACCAUCCCCGUCUCAAUUCAAAGCAGACAAAGGUACUAGAUGGAAUCUUCAAUAUAUUGGGAAUCUCUCGUUCGCGAACCCACUUGGCGAACUCGGUGUACGGGGCGACAACUGUCGUACUGCGAAAAUUGGAGAUAAAGUGAUCUGGAACUGCGGCGACAUGAUGUGUGGUGAUGAUGUUCUGACGUGUGGGUUUACUAUGGCGCCGGGCUAUUAUGGCACGGACAGUAUGAUGCAUGUCGAUACCGCAGGCAAGAAAAGCCUUCAAGACUUUAUCAAACCUUGGGCGGGAGAUCCACAGCCACCGGAACAGUACAUCUGGGGCGAGUACUCUUCCAAUAUCGCCCCGAUCAACUCGACUCACGGUGUGGUUUAUACACGAGAGUAUUGGCGAAAUGGUCCCGGUGGCGAUAAGGACGUUGGCAAUGCUGUUUCGUCCGUCACUCUCGGCGAGGACAGACCUAUUGCGACCAGGGUAGGUCCGUUGCUGACAGGCACUGAAGCAGCGUACCUGGGCAUGCUGGCCAUCAUGCGGGACGGAGACUACAUCUACCACUACUCCGGUGGAGGGCCCUCGAAUAUCAGGAUUAGUCGAGUCCCUGCCAGUGACGACGUGUUUGACAUCACCAAGUACGAAUCCCUCAAGGCCGACACGGAGAAUACAUGGAUUCCAGGAGUUCCCAUGUUGGGCAGCAUGGAGACCGGUGCUACGACCAGCAAUCCGGGUGGUAAGUUUGCCUGUGGCGGGGCCUGGGGAUCGGUUGUCUACAAUAACUACUUGGCCAAAUACAUCAUGCUGUGCGGCGAGUACAUGGUGUCCACCAAUAUGCAUCUGGCCGACACGCCAUGGGGUCCUUGGGGUCCCGCCUACACGAUCGCGAGUGGUGGCAACCUCACCGGCAGCUAUGGCACCAUGAUGCAUCCCGAGUACUCGCCCUUGGCAGACGGAGGCGACCGUUCGUGGUAUUUCUCCAUCGGACCUAAUGACAAGUUCUACAUGUACCGCGUUGAUUUCGACUACUGA